Molecule: messenger RNA, 2724 nt
Organism: Sphaerodactylus townsendi
Lineage: Eukaryota; Metazoa; Chordata; Lepidosauria; Squamata; Sphaerodactylidae
Gene: IGSF5
Product: immunoglobulin superfamily member 5
Exons: 9
Coding region: 144-1274 (376 amino acids)
Biological process (GO): cell-cell adhesion
Source: RefSeq, a predicted model, not a curated record
CCGUUUGUACAUAUGAGGAGUCAUUCAAAUACUAAAGAACGCAAAUAAGAAAUGCUGUUAUUUUGAAAGACUCACUGGGACUCCAUAAGAUGUUUUCAAGCUAUGAUCUUUAAAUAAUAAGGUUCAAGGGAAGUGUAUGCUAAAUGGAUAGCCCUCAGAAGUGCUUUUGGAUGACACUGAGCCUCUUAUGCUUUCUAACAGAUCCUGGGUUUGGCUUUUCUAUCAUAGAAGGCCCCAGUAAUUUAACAGUACUUGCUGGUAUGGAGGCACAUUUUAACUGUACAGUGUCAGAAGGCUGGCAAAUUUUAAUAUGGCUUUUUGAAGGACAACCUGUUCUGUCUGUUACUUAUCCUGAAAAGGUAAUAAUAACAGAUAAGAGCUACGGUCAAAAAGGGUACAACAAAGGUACUGAGUUUACCUCAGAGCUGAUAAUAUACAAUGUUCAGCUGAAUAAUUCUGGAAAAAUUGAAUGCAGCAUCCAGACGACGAGUGGCCAUGAGUAUGCAUUUCUUUCUGUUCAAGUUAAUGGAUCUUUGAAUAUUGAAGAUCACAACAUGACAGUAACAGAGAAUCAAACUGUUGAAAUAAUUUGUGAAGCUGUUGGAUGGGAUCCUGUUCCACAUAUUACCUGGAUGGUAAAUAAUAUUUCAGUAGAUAAUUCAGAUUACAUCACCAACCAGAGUCAAGGAUCUAACGGCUUGUAUAAUGAAGAGAGCAUCUUGACCCUGACUCCAGUGACCAAUUCCACUGUGAUUUGCUUAGCUGCCAUACUUGCACUUUCUAAACUUCAGUCUGCAACUAUGACUCUUGUUGUAUAUCCUCCUCCAAUAGAAUCUGUCACAAAUGAAGAUGAUGGACGCACCCAGACUAUAAUAUUAGCAGUUGUAUUGUCUGUUGUUGGUUUUCUUCUUCUGAUCCUUAUUAUUCUACUUAUUGUAUACUGCUGCUGCAGAAGAAGAAGGAAAGAGUCCAAGUAUCAGAAAGAGAUACAAAAGGCUUCAGCAAAAAAGAAAGCCACUAGUCAACAUCUGGAAACAAGGAGGGCUGACGGAAAUGAAAAUUAUGGCUACAGUCCAGAGGAACAUGCAAAGGAAAAACCAAGAGUACCUCCUUUCUCCCCAGUUAACACUAGCUUUUAUGGUCCGGAACAAGAUUUAGCAGUGAGCUCUGAAUCAGAGGUCCCUCAUCAUGGAAAUUAUGACAGAGUUCUUCCUUCAACAGUUGCCGCUUACCCCAUCAAUCCAAGAAAAAUCAGAAAUGUGACUCUUGUAUAGGAAAGCUCUCUCUCUCGGGUCCAUUUUCUUUCUAAGCACUGUUUAUUGCCAUUUCUUCUCUACACUGCUGAUGUUUCUUGUGGCCAAAGACUCAACAGCUUGCACAAGUGUUGCAUUUUCCAUUAUUGUACUUGAAAUAUUUGUAAGUAUAAUUCACUACAAAGAUUAAGUAAAAUCUGCUGCCUGCUGCAUUUUAUCCACAGAAAGCACUGAACAUUAAAAAAUGGAUACUUUUAAAAAUACUUAUUUUGCCUGAUGAUGAAUAGUAUGAACUGUGAAAUCUAUGUGCAAUUUAAACUGCUGGUAGGCCCAACAGAACUGAUCAAACAUUGCACUGAUCAAACAUUCUUCCAAUCUUGAUUAACUAAAGAGCUGGAAUGAUUAUGAAAUCAGCUGGUGGGUUCAUGAAGAGUCUUCUUCUUCAGCAGUUUGCCAUUUUGGAAGAGGCCCUUUACAAAUCGUUAUAUGUUCUAAUGGCAUAGUCAGCCAAACUGAGGGUACUUAAAUCCGGUGACUGGAGUUAUAAACAGACAAGACAGAUUUUUCUACAAACCUGAAAAGUGGCCCAGGUUUAUAAAAAAAUCUGAAAUCUAAAAAGUACAUUUUAAAAAAUCCUAAAAGGAUAAAGGGAUCUCCUGCAUCUUUAAAAAUGGAAGCCUUCAGUGGCCAUUGAUAGGCAACCACAGAAUUCUAGGUUUAGCUUCUUGUCAAUAAAGGUGGGGGAAGUGGGGACAGGGCUCUUUCCAGGGCUGGUUAAGCCUUUGAUGGGGAACAUCUCAGAGACAAAUCUGGUAGUAACUUGAUACCACCUGAACUGCAUAACUCACCUAGGCCUGGCUGCAUGCUACUUUCCAACAGUAGCCACCCUAUGAAAGCCAGAAUGGUGUAGCAGUUAGAGCUUCAAUCUAGGGCCUAGGAGACUCAGGUUUAAGUCACCAGUCUGCCAUGGACAUUCACUAGGGCCCUUUCCGCACAGGCCAAUUAAUCCAAGAUAAUACUGGUAAAAACCUCAUUUCGGGGGGGGGGGACUUCAUAUGGCUCCCACCCCUAAAGCAAGGCUGCCUUGCAUCCCCCCCAGAAACAAGUUAUUUGAGAAUGAGUGGAAAAUGAUGAAAGCUGCUUUGGUCCCCACUGUGGAGAAAGGUGGCAUAUAAAUGAAGUAAAUAAGGACACAACAGAUAUAAUAAGCUGCUAUUUAAUUGAAUAAUUUGUAUUUUAUUCUUAUUAUAUUAUUGAUUUUUUUUGUAUCCUGAUUGCCUUCAUCUGGUUCAUUUUAAAAAUCUUAUAUGACUGUGAUCAUAUUUACUUGGGAGUGAAAUCCAUUGGAGGCUUGCAUUUUUAAUCUUGUACAGGGAUCUCUGCAAUUAUGCUAUUGCAAGACCCAGUGAAACUAGUUUGUAGAAUCUAUGCUGCUAUCAUACAACCCCAAUAAAGGAUAUAUUUUGGUCAA